CUGCCAAUUAUUGCCCAGCAAUUCUUUUUCGUCAUUAAAUCAAUGUCCAAAUAUGCUUUCCCCGCAAUCACCCCAAAAGUUCUUUUUCCGGUUUGCGCAGUUUGCCGCGGUCAAUUUUCACUGCAGCUCCUAGCUCUCAAAGUACUUUUUCCGGUUGAAACCGCAGUUAUCUAAAAGCGAGGAGCAGAGGAACAAGGACUGAAUUUAUUACAGUUAAUUACGGGUUUCAAGAUGACUGAACUGAAAGAAGAGUCCAUGUCAUCAGAGGCUUUGGACAGACAUGAAUCACAAUUGCUAUUAGAAGCCCAGAACUGCUCAAAACAUGAAAGCAUUGAUAGCUCAGCAAGGAUUACCUUAGUUCAGAAGGUCAACGUGAGGAAGGAUACAAUCGCGGCAGUGUUGUCAACCAAGGCAGCAUGGACCCUACCACCAGAUGCCACAGAGGCACAGAAGGCAGCGAAGGAGACCCAGAUGAAAAUGUUGAGGCAGAUCGCCAACAAAGCAGAUUCUGAUUACUUGCAUUUCCUCGUCAAGUUCCAAUACGGAGAGGAAGGCACUGGUUUACUGCCAUCUUCGGAUUCAUUCUCAUUAGUUCCACCUGAAAUGAAAAAGAAGCUGGAGAACAUGAAACAAGAAAGGUUGAAGCUGAAGAGAAAGGAUCCUAUAGAUUCCGACAGAAGACAGGAUUAUGUUCCCAGAGCCCGAGAAACUUACGGUCAGGCUCGCUACAAGUUCCCUCAAAGAGGUAGGGGAAACCUUUAUGCAAGUCCAUACCCCUCUCCUUACCUUCAUAACUCAGGCUUCGACAACACAACUGGUCUCCCAGCGGCAAGUUUUUCAGAAGGAUGGGCCCCUCCAUCUUACCCAGGGGGAUUCAUCCAUUCCGUGCCAGCAGGAACCCCUCUGAACUUCAACCAGUUCGGAACAGGUUCAAACCAGGGAGCAUACGGUUCAAGAUACGCACCCGGAGGUUCGCCGUUCAAACAAUCUCAAUGGUAUCCAGGUUCUUCAUCCAUCCAGUAUCCAGAGCAGCCUCAACCUAGCUACGAUAGUCGCGACAUUCAGGAGAGGAAAAAGAAUUCAAAAUGCAGAAAGUGCGACGCGUACGGCCACUGGCAUUCAGAUGGUCUUUGCAAACAAGCGGACAUCGACGCAAAGAUCGCAAGACUUCGCAUCAGGGAUGAACAAUACCAUCAAGCCGCCAAGGAAGCCGCUCUCCAGCUCACCCAUUUCUCACCUUCGAAAGGAAAUUAAAUUAUUCAUUAACUGGAUUUAGAAGAAAGAUGAGUGGCCAGAUUUUCAGUAUUUAAUUUUCAAUAUAGAUAAAUAAUUCAUCAGACACGAAUUUCGUCAACAUGCUCUUUUCAAAUAUUAGUUGCCUUUCUUUAUUUAUAAUGAAGCCCAGAAAAGUAAUUUGAUUUAGCCGAUCAAAAUUCCAGUGUUUUGUUUUCUUGACAGUUUCGAUCUCUCAGAGAAAUUAUAUGUGAUACUUAUCUUGUCAGAUUUCAAUUGUGCCAAAUAAUCAACGUCGCUAUGUACCUGUGCCACCAUAAAUAUAGUUAUAAAAUAAA
This is a messenger RNA of Eurytemora carolleeae, 1571 nucleotides long. RefSeq lists its product as uncharacterized. The record is from RefSeq and is a predicted model, not a curated record. The transcript has 3 exons. The coding region runs from base 232 to 1254 and encodes 340 amino acids. Lineage: Eukaryota; Metazoa; Arthropoda; Copepoda; Calanoida; Temoridae.